AUGGUUGAACCAUCCUUUAGAUCUCAAACAUACGCUGUUACAGGCAUUAGUAUUGUCUGCUUACUGACGCUGUGGAUAUUGUCCUCGAGUAAUGCAAGAGUAGCACUUGUCUCGGAGACAGUAAAGGAUGUUCCAGACCAACAGCAACACAGAGAUGUAUUAUACCAACCACUCCCAAAAGACAAAAACCUGUGCUCAUCAGACCAAUACAACCAAGGAAAAUGGGUGCACCAAAGCAUCGGCUUGGAAUCACAAAAUGUAGAUGGCAUCAACAAGUUUGUUGGGUAUCAUUGCAACUGGAAUUUCCCUCAUCGCUGCUACAGACGACAAGAACCAGCCAGCGAGUUUAAUAGAAGUAGAUCCAUUAUAGACUACACUUGGCAACCAGACAAUUGUAUGGUACUUCCAUAUCAAGCGAGAGAUUUUUCCAAACACCUCUCUGAAAAUCCACUCUUACUCGUGGGUGAUUCCAUCACACAAUUAAUGUUCGAAAGCAUGUGGUGCUUACUAGGACAAGACUUGACUGCACAAAACAAAGACACCCAACUCUCUGGUGGUGAUACAUCCAUGUGGGCUAGUCAAUUAGUACAUCGAGAUUUAGAGUAUCAGGAUCCAGCAAAGGUCACUGUCGCUUAUAUUCGCUCGGAUUAUUUAGUGAAAUUGGACGAUUUUAGCCUGAUUAAACCCAAUGAAGGUGAGGGAUAUCAAAUUGGUGUGGGUAGCAACUUUCCUUGGGUGCAUGCCAUCCCUCGAUUCAAGUAUAUCAUGCUCAACACUGGCCCACAUUGGCAUCCUGACCUCAAGUGGGGUCCCAACAAGGACAGAAAGGAACUGUUGCAAGCAUUCAGACGAGGCAUGCGCAAGGUGUUUGAUUAUCUCAAGGAUCAUGUCAAGGCCGAUCAGCGAGUUUGGGUCAGAAGCACACCCUACGGUCAUGCCAAGUGUUCUCAAUAUACAUCCCCGAGCUCGUACAUCAUCACACCCACAGGACAAAAGGGCGAAUAUGAAUGGGACAUGUUUGAACAGUUUGAUUUUGUGUGGAAGGACAUGAUUGAAAAGGAAAAUGACGAGCGCUUCCACUUUUUCAAUGUAUCUAUCUCCAACUACAGAGGCGAUGCUCACUCGCAGCCAGAUUCAGACUGCUUACACACUUGUUUGCCUGGACCUGUGGAUGACUGGAACAAAUUUUUUUAUCAUCAAGUAGUAAAAUUAGUCAACAAUGCAUAA
Molecule: messenger RNA, 1227 nt
Organism: Mucor velutinosus
Lineage: Eukaryota; Fungi; Mucoromycota; Mucoromycetes; Mucorales; Mucoraceae
Exons: 4
Coding region: 1-1227 (408 amino acids)
Molecular function (GO): O-acetyltransferase activity
Source: RefSeq, a predicted model, not a curated record